GUUGAACUCAAGUGAAUCGGUCCUCUUGCUCUUCGUUUUUCCAUUCCUCCUCUCCAAGUCUUAUAAACAACCGAAUUGCCCCGCCGCACCUUCAUACAAUUAGACAAGUGCUCUUCGCCCCUCAUCACGAAAUCGACUACAGCUCCCCAUUGCUGCGAGAAACCUCAAUUGACCUCACCCUCGACUGAAAUACCAACCCGAACCCGCCGGCACACGACCGCUUUCUAUACCCCGACUCUCUACCGCCCACCGCUCCCUCUUCUCUACUAGAAGUCCCAGAUCCUAGAUACCAUGGCGCCGCUUACCCCCCACUGGCAGCAGCCCUCGCACCCGGCCAUCCAAGAGGUGCUCAUCAAUGAGGCCGAGUUCACCACCAAGAGCCUCUCGCGCGUCUCGCUCCCGCCAUUCGCCGUCUUCGCCCGCCUCGCCUGGCCCCCUUGCACCGCCGCCCAGGAGCCCACGUAUGCCACCGUCCAGACCGGCCGGAACACCCACCUCAACCUCAACAGCGACCUGCUGUACAUCAAUCACUCCUGCGAGCCCUCUCUCAUAUUUGACACGGGCAACAUGAAUGUCCUGGUCGGGCCCAAGGGCCUUUCCACCGGCGACGAGCUCACAUUCUUCUAUCCCUCCACAGAAUGGAACAUGGCCCAGCCCUUCGACUGCCUCUGCGGCGCCCCCACGUGCCGCGGCACCAUCAGCGGCGCCCGCGACAUGUCCCCCAAGCAGCUCGAGGGCAUCUGGCUUAACGGCCACAUCCGCGAGCUCCUCGACGAGCAGCAGCAGCAGCAGAUGAGCCGCCGCGAGCACCAGAGCGUCGUCGUCGUUGGCAGUGGCGGUGGUGGUGACGCCGACGCCGCCGCCGAUCCCACGACCCGCGCCCUGCGUGACGCCCUUGCCCAGGCCGAGAAGGUGGUCGUGGCCGCGCGCCUCGCCCUCCGCACGUACGUCGAGGCCGCAGGCGGUGCGGCAGCCAACGGUGGCUCCAACGGUCACUAUGGCGCUGCGCUCAACGGCGGCGGCAUGUCCAAGGCAGCUAAGCUGAACCACCGCGGCCCGACGUCGAGGGAGCUCAGCGGCGAGAUGAGCGGCGAUACCGCUGUCGCCUAAAGAAAACCGCCACAUGGGGGAGAGCGGUUCUGCACGAGGGACUUCAACUGCUCUUGUGUGGAACAUCGGGGGCCGGCCCACUCAUUGAUUAUCGUUCGUUGCGGUCGGGCAUUCAACAUGCUCCAGUUCAGGAGCCGCUUCCUAUUUUAUCAUGACCCGUCGAGGGUCACGUUAGAGAUAAAUAUACACAUAUCUAGCCAGGACACGGUGAUCGCUG
This is a messenger RNA of Purpureocillium takamizusanense, 1327 nucleotides long. RefSeq lists its product as uncharacterized. The record is from RefSeq and is a predicted model, not a curated record. NCBI's taxonomy places the organism in Eukaryota, Fungi, Ascomycota, Sordariomycetes, Hypocreales, Ophiocordycipitaceae. Bases 292 to 1110 code for a protein of 272 amino acids. The transcript has 3 exons.